AUGCCAACCCACACUUCCAGCAAGCCCAAAUGGUGGCAGACCGCAACCAUCUACGAGCUCUACCCAUCCUCUUUCAAAGACUCCAACAGCGAUGGUAUCGGGGACAUACCAGGAAUCAUAUCCAAGAUCCCAUACUUAGCCUCUCUCGGCAUCAACGCAGUCUGGCUCGCAGCCUGCCACAAGUCCGGGAAGAUAGACAUGGGCUACGACGUAGUCGACUAUCGAGAGGUCGACCGCCAAUACGGGACCGUCGAAGAUCUGGAACAUUUGAUCGCAGAAUUGAACAGAGUCGGCAUAAAACUGAUCAUGGAUAUGGUUGUGAACCACACUUCCGACCAACAUGCGUGGUUCCAAGAGAGUCGCAGUAGUCUGACGAACUCCAAAAGGGAUUGGUAUAUUUGGCGUAAAGGCGGCCACGAUGAUUCGAAGGAGGAUGGAAGAAAGCAGCAUAUUCCACCGAAUAAUUGGGAAAGUAUCUUCACGGGCUCGGCGUGGACGUAUGAUGAAGGGACGGAUGAGUGGUAUCUUCGUAUCUUUUCCAAAGAACAACCGGAUCUCAAUUGGUCGAAUCCUGAAGUGCGUGAGGCAGUGUAUGAUGAGAUGCGAUUUUGGCUGGAGAAAGGUGUCGCGGGUUUUAGGUUGGAUGUCAUCAAUAUCAUAUCCAAAGCUGAGGAUCUGGAAUUAUGGAAUGCGGAGAGUGUGAAUGAGAAGGUAUUUGAGCAGCCUGCAUAUGGGCUUUAUUGUAAUGGACCCCGGGUUCAUGAAUUUUUGAGGGAGAUGCGAGAAGAGGUUCUCGAUCGAUACUCUGAACAAGAUGAGCGAAUGGCUGUUGGGGAGGUCAUUGUGACUUCGGAGCCGAAAGAAGUGAGGUGCUAUGUCGAACCGGGGAGGAAAGAGCUGAAUAUGGUAUAUCAGUAUGAUCUCUUCGAUGUUGACUCCGGUCUGAGUGGAAAGUUUAGUGCCUCUUUGAGUUCGAAAGAGGACAUCUUGAGGAAGGUGAAGAAGAUUGUCACAAAGUGGCAGACAGAGCUGGCUUUUUCGAAAGGUGGCUGGAAUACUGUUUGGCUGGAGAGCCAUGACACUGCGAGGUCGAUUUCGAGGUUUGGAGAUGGAAGCUCCAAAAAUCGAUGCAAGGUAGCAAAGAUGUUGGCAUUGCUGCAAACGACGCUCAGCGGGACGUUGUUCAUCUAUCAAGGGCAGGAACUUGGACUUGUCAACCUCUCAGACGAGAUCUCGAUCGAAAAAUACCCUGAUGUAGAGACGAAGAAAGCCUGGGAGGCGUGUUAUCGUUCUCGUCGUCUUGCACACUCUGCUGAGGACUACUCAGACGUUGAUAUGUCCGAUUUUGAAGAGCAAAUCCGAAUGAAAGCCAGAGAUCAUGCCAGAAUGCCUUUACCGUGGACGUCAGCAUCUUCAAGACCGAACGCUGGAUUCUCGGACGCCGAAGAAGGCCAUACGUGGAGUCCUAUGAACACAGAUUCGGAGAGUUGUAACAUUGAACAGCAAAACUCUGAUCCAGAUUCUGUCUUGAAUUUCUGGCGGAAGCAAAUAUCAUUCCGACAGAAACAUCCCGAGACGAUGAUUUUGGGAGACUUCGAAAUCGUCAGUCAUGAUGAAAGGCUUGAUGAUGAUGAUGAAUACGAAGUGAUGGCGUAUUGGAAGAAGCCUAUAUUAACAAGGAAUGAGAGUAAUGAAAAAGCCAUUCUGGUCAUACUCAAUCUGACCGGGAACGAAAAUGUCGUCUUUCCACUGCCGCCAAUUCCUGGCGGAGGAAAACACGAUGAUGGCAAACUUGCCACGUAUGUUUGGCUGGGAGGAACUGGAGAGGAAGGACGGUCUGUAAAUCACAGGGUGCUGAGUGAUCGUUCGGAUAUUGUUCUUGGAGCGUAUGAAGGAUUGAUGCUCGGAUACUCAAAGCGAUGA
Messenger RNA from Sphaerulina musiva SO2202, 1923 nucleotides. RefSeq names its product glycoside hydrolase family 13 protein. The transcript has a single exon. The record is from RefSeq and is a predicted model, not a curated record. Gene Ontology annotation, biological process: oligosaccharide catabolic process. Bases 1 to 1923 code for a protein of 640 amino acids. Gene Ontology annotation, molecular function: alpha-amylase activity. NCBI's taxonomy places the organism in Eukaryota, Fungi, Ascomycota, Dothideomycetes, Mycosphaerellales, Mycosphaerellaceae.